AUGGCUGCCGCGCUCUUCGCCGCCCAUACAGCCCUGGCGCUGGCCUUCUGCGCUGCGCUGGUGCUGGCGCUGUGCGUGAUGCUUGCAGGCGCCCGCAGUGGCGGCAGGCGGUGCCCGCCUUACUGCCGCAAGUCCUCCUCCAUCGCAAUCCUGACCCUGCCACCCUGCCACACCACGCCCGCCCAGACGGCCUCCCCCAGCGGAGAGCCCUGCGAGGGCGGCGACGGCGAUGGCAUGCACCAGCAGCAGCUCCUAUUGUGGAGCGGCAUCGGCCUGCACAAGCGCAUCUUUGGAGAGCUGCUCUCCUUUGACCUGCGCCAGCGAGUGUGGAGGCACCUGCGGCCCGCCCCCGGCCCGCACCCCGUGCCCCGCUGGAAGGCGGGUACCGCGCAGGCGGCUGCAGGGGGCAUGGUGGUGGUGGGCGGCGACGCCUACACCCCCAACACCCGCCUGCACAGCUACAGUAACGACGUGUGGCGCCUGGCGCCGACGCCGGCGGGACACUGGACCUGGGAGCAGGCGGUCGUGGCGCCUGGCGCCCAGCCAGCUCCCCGCAGGGGCCACUCCACCAUACACUACAAGGGCGAGGAUGUGGCGGAGCACAUCGUUUUGUUUGGCGGGCGCACCCAGGACAAGGCGCUGCUCAACGAUGCCUGGGUGCUUAGCCUGCGCUGGCCCAACGCCACCUGGCACCAGCUGGCGCCGCAGCUGCCCUCCGGCUACGGCGCGCCCGCUCCCCGCAGAGGCCACUCCGCCGUCCUGGUGCCAGGCGGCAAUGGCAGCUCGCCACACAUGCUGGUGUAUGGCGGGCGGGAGGAUGUGAAAUACUACGAUGACGUGUGGCUGCUGUCGGUUGGGGAGGGCAGCUGGCGGCGCCUGGAGCCCACCUCAGAUGCCCUGCCCUUGGGCCGCGACCACCACUCCACGGCGGUCGCCGGCGGCAAGAUGUUUGCGUGGGGCGGGCGCUUGGGGCGCACCUACUUUGAAGCCCAGGCGCUGAAUGAGCUGUGGGCGUUUGACCUGCAGACCCGGGCCUGGGAGCAGGUGGAGCAGAAGGGCCCGGUGCCGCUGCCCCGCUUUGAGCAGGCGCACACGCAAUACACGCCUCCGGGGGCCGCAGCUCCGCGCCUGCUGGUCUUUGGCGGCCAGGCGGCCCACGUGUGCCAGCUGAACGACGUGGCGGAGCUAGACCUGGCCACGCUGACCUGGCGCCAGCUCAGCGCGCCCCGCUUCUGCACGCACAGGUGCCGCAAGGCCCACCGCCAGGGGCUCCUGGGCUGA
This is a messenger RNA of Chlorella variabilis, 1281 nucleotides long. RefSeq lists its product as hypothetical. The coding region runs from base 1 to 1281 and encodes 426 amino acids. Gene Ontology annotation, molecular function: protein binding. Lineage: Eukaryota; Viridiplantae; Chlorophyta; Trebouxiophyceae; Chlorellales; Chlorellaceae. The transcript has 7 exons. The record is from RefSeq and is a predicted model, not a curated record.